Messenger RNA from Drosophila biarmipes, 1225 nucleotides. RefSeq names its product N(6)-adenine-specific methyltransferase METTL4 (gene Mettl4). The transcript has a single exon. The record is from RefSeq and is a predicted model, not a curated record. The coding region runs from base 56 to 1120 and encodes 354 amino acids. NCBI's taxonomy places the organism in Eukaryota, Metazoa, Arthropoda, Insecta, Diptera, Drosophilidae. Gene Ontology annotation, cellular component: RNA N6-methyladenosine methyltransferase complex; nucleus. Gene Ontology annotation, molecular function: nucleic acid binding; methyltransferase activity.
CGAUAAGUGCAGGGAUGAUAUUUCACCUAAUGAAUAUCGAGCCAUUAUUAAUGUGAUGUUGUGUUUACAAAAUAAAACGAAUGACACAAGACACGCAGUUUUCUUGGAUCACAGGAAGCUGAUCAAAGAGGCAUGUGAAAUCCAGCUCAAGUCUGAGCUCUUCAAGUUUCAAGUCAAGCAGGCGCAUCCGCAGCUGGCGAAUGAGGACGCGAAGUCCAGGAAGCGCAAAAGGAAGGCUGGCAACGAAGAUCUGACAUCGUCAUCCUUGGAGGAAUUGAAGGUGGUAAAUGGAUAUCUGGAACUCCUGCCGAAGCCCUUCAAGCAGGCGGAAACGCCAUCGAUAGAAAGGCACUGGGAGGAAGCCUACAGCCUGCCCCAGCUCCAUGGAGCCAACGAAAGCGGACGGGUGCAGAGGUUCCAGGGAACAUAUGAGUCCGGGAGGGUAUACUUGAUUCCCAAUCAAUCCCGAUUCUACAACCACAAUGUGGACAAUCUGCCAGCUCUGCUGCACCAACUCCUGCCCGCCUACGAUCUCAUCGUGCUAGAUCCCCCGUGGCGGAAUAAGUACAUCCGCAGGGUGAAGCGGGCCAAGCAGGAGCUCGGAUACUCGAUGCUGAGCAAUGACCAACUGUCGCAAAUCCCUAUAUCCAGGCUGACACACCAACGAUCCUUGGUGGCCAUCUGGUGCACCAAUUCAACGCUUCAUCAGGUGGCCCUGGAGAAACAACUACUGCCCAGCUGGCACCUUAGGCUGCUGCACAAGCUCCGCUGGUACAAACUGAGCACAGACCAUGAAUUGAUCGCUCCUCUGCAGGCGGAUCCCACGCAGAAACAGCCGUACGAAAUGCUCUACUUGGCCUGCCGCUCUGAUGCUUCUGAGGAUUACGGAAAGGACAUCCUGAAGACCGAGCUGCUGCUCAGCGUGCCCAGCAUUGUGCACUCCCACAAGCCGCCCCUGCUGGCUUGGCUUAGGGAGUACCUGCAGCUGGAGGAGGAUCAGGCUGAACCGAACUGCAUGGAGCUGUUUGCCCGGUUCCUCCAUCCCCACUUCACUUCAAUUGGCUUGGAGGUACUUAAAUUGAUGGACGAAAGGCUUUAUGAUGCGGCUCGAGAAAAUUAGCUGAGAAAAGUAACUUAUUACUUUUGUAAAUCGUAAAAAUUUAUUAAUUCUACUGACUUGUAUUUCAAAUAAAUUGUGUCCUACUUGAUGCAUGCCGUAAAUCAA